AUGGCUGAAAACAUGGAUGUUAUUCCUACUGAAAGCACUAGUGGAUCUCCCCGAGCUUUGGCUUCAGCCACAAAGAACCAGUACUCAAGGGACCAGCCUGUGCAAGUUUCGGUUCCAAUGGUUCCUGUGAGUCAUAAUGAGAAACCAGAAAAAAUCACUGAGGAUCCUCCUACUAUUGGAGAGGACGAAGUAGAUGUGCAAACUCAACAUGCAAUUGAGGCAUGGAAGCACACUGAAUUCCCUUAUCAGAAUUAUAUUAUGAAUGGCUUGUCUGAUCCGUUGUAUAGUGUGUAUAGUGUGAAGAAAACGGCUAAAGAAUUGUGGGAUAUUUUGGACCACAAGUACAAAGCCAAAGAUGUUGGAGCCAAGAAAUUCUUAAUUGGCCAAUUCUUGAACUUCAAGAUGGUGGAUUCCAAAAAUGUGAUAAGCCAAGUGCAAGAUCUUCAGUUGAUUAUCCAUGGAUUACAUGCUAAAUGGAUUGUCUUGAGUGAGUCUUUCCAAGUAGUAGCUAUUAUAGAGAAGCUACCCCCUGCAUGGCUAGACUUCAAAAAUUAUCUGAAGCACAAGCGAAAGGAAAUGAGUGUUGAAGAUCUCAUUCGCAGAAUUCGCAUUGAAGAAGAUAACAAAAGUGCUGAGAAGCAAUCCUCAAAUCCCAAUGUUGCCAAUGCUAAUAUGGUGGAGCAUGAGAAAGGCUCCAAGGUAGGGUCCAAACUAGGACCAAAAGGUGGAGUUUCAAAGAAGCCAAAAUUCCAAGGGAAGUGCUUUAACUAG
Molecule: messenger RNA, 771 nt
Organism: Humulus lupulus (European hop)
Lineage: Eukaryota; Viridiplantae; Streptophyta; Magnoliopsida; Rosales; Cannabaceae
Exons: 2
Coding region: 1-771 (256 amino acids)
Source: RefSeq, a predicted model, not a curated record